AUUAGGUUAUUUUAAAAUGUGUCUCCAUUCGCCCUAGUCACAAAUGUAAACGCAACACUUUUGUUAAAUAUUAUUCUUUUGUUUGUUUAUAGUAAUUAUAAUAGAGUUUAAAAUGUUUGUUCAGUGUUUAUUAUUUUUGUCCAUAUUCGGAUCCCUAAAUGCUGAUUACUACCGCAUGUCGUUGCGGCCGCAGCCCUGUAUCAUACCGCGGCUGGACCACGGGCGGGUGCGCGUGCGCCGCUCCACGCUCAUCAAGUUCAUAUGCCUGCAGCGGUACGAGCUGGUCGGCAACCGGUACGCCACGUGCAAGGACGGCCGCUGGGACGCGCCCACACCUGUUUGUGUCCGUUCAGGAUGUACAGUACCCAAUAUAGAAAAUGGGAUAGUAGCAGCCAGUAGGAACAACGCGUGGGUGAUGUACUUCUGCUUGCCAGACUUCAAACUGGUGGGCUCCCCCGCCAUCUACUGCGACGGCAGGCGAUGGAACGCCUCGGCUCCUACGUGCGUUAAUUCCAAAAUCCAAAACUCCUUGAGCUGUGAUUUCGAGAGUAGCCUGUGCGGGUGGACGCAAGACGAGCUUCACGAUUUCGACUGGAAGAGGCUGAACAAUAAAACGCCCAGCUCAUUUUUGAACACCGGACCCUCGCAUGACCACACGUUAGGACCAGAAGGCUCAGGUUACUACAUGUACAUCGAGAGCACUUCACGUUUAGAAAACGACACGGCUCGCUUCAUAUCACCAGUUUACGAACGGGCUCUAUCAGAAAAUGGCUGCUUUUCUUUCUUCUAUCACAUGUAUGGCAGUGGAUGCGGCGGGCUCCGAGUGUACCAAAAACCGGACAAUCUGCCUCUAGAAGUCCUCGUCCAGUCCAGCGAUGAAAUGAAGAAGGAGUACAUACUUUUUGAGAAGUGGGGAAACCUGGGUGACUUCUGGUACAACUCUGUUGCCAGGCUGAGGCAGUUUGAUGACAACUUUCAGAUCAUCAUAGAAGGCAUCCGAGGGUUCACUUUCACCAGUGACAUAGCAAUUGAUGACGUCGCCAUUCUUCAGGGGGAGAACUGCACUGCAGCCAUAGUUGCCGCCUCUACACCAUCGCCGAACCCGUACAUACCUGACUCGUGCGUGGGCCGAUGCCGCACGCUGGACACGGCGGACACCACGCCAGGCUGCGGCUGCUCCAGCGCUUGUCUGGUGCACGGGAACUGCUGUCCGGACUUCUUCGACGUCUGCGUCUUUGUAACUGAUUCCACAAGUGCCGACGACAUGCUACCGGCGAAUAGUUCCGACGACGACGCCGCACCUUUCACACAGAAGCUAGUCGCUACCACACCUGAAACUACCUCUACCUCAACCACUACUACAACAACAUCGACAACAACAACAACAACACCACGACCGACAACAACGACCACAACUACAACAACGCAAAGACCAACAACAACCACCACUACAACAACCACAACACAACGACCAACAACAACUUCAACAACAACAACGCAACAACCGACAACAACCACACAAAGCACAUCAAAAACAACACCCUCAACCAUUCCCACAAGUACAAUAAAAGUUACAAUCGCACCAACAAUAAAAACUACAUUAAUGGAAGUUCCAACAACAAUUAAAAAAGUCACAACAUUUACAACAAAACCAACAACUGAUAUGCCGUAUGGAAUUUCCAGAACUAUAGAGAAUCACAAUAAUUACCACGAACUUAUAGAGAAGAGAAGAAAAGAAAACACCGUUGAAACUAGAAAACUAGAGUAUACUCACGGAAUAGAUGCUGAACAAAAGAGUUCAAACGGUUGGAAAGUAGCUCUAUCAGUGUUGGGAGUGUUGUUCUGUGUUGUCGUGGUGCUGGCUUUGAAGCUGGGUCGCAGCGCGCGCGGGCGCGUCGCUCUCGCAAGGCUGCGCAGUCGCGCGACCAACGACCCUGAGGUCCGAUAUCUGUCCGCCGACAACACGGACUACUGAAUGAACUAUAACUAUUACCUCUAUUAGUGUUGGGAGUGGUGUUGAAUAUUGACGCAGUCCUGGCCUUAAUACUGAAUGACUUCUGAAUAAACUGUUUAAAUUAAUAUUAGUGCAGAGAAUGUUGUUGAGUGUCGUCGUUAAGGAUGAACGAAUUUAAGGAAUGUUUUUGAGUGUUGUCACGGUACUUGCCCUGGGGAAUGGCACCAUUAACUGUUGUUACUUUUAAUGGCUCUACCAGUGUUGCAAGUAGUGUUGUUCUGGAUCAGAGGUUGAAUUUUGACUUCUGAAUAAACUGGUACAAGUUACAACUAUUAAUAAAUAGCUCUAUGAAUGUUGCGAGUGGGUGUCGUUGCGGGCAUGGCCCUAACUGAAUUAAACUGUUUUAAUAUAUUUAGAGAUCAAUAAAGUUAGUACUGAGAGUGGUGUUGAGUGUUGUUGCGGUCCUGAUCCUAAGGCUGAAUGACUUCUGAUAAACUGUUACAACUA
This is a messenger RNA of Maniola jurtina (meadow brown), 2461 nucleotides long. RefSeq names its product MAM and LDL-receptor class A domain-containing protein 1-like. The transcript is spliced from 10 exons. The coding region runs from base 113 to 1975 and encodes 620 amino acids. The record is from RefSeq and is a predicted model, not a curated record. Gene Ontology annotation, cellular component: membrane. Lineage: Eukaryota; Metazoa; Arthropoda; Insecta; Lepidoptera; Nymphalidae.